This is a messenger RNA of Rhizophagus irregularis DAOM 181602=DAOM 197198, 798 nucleotides long. The record is from RefSeq and is a predicted model, not a curated record. Lineage: Eukaryota; Fungi; Glomeromycota; Glomeromycetes; Glomerales; Glomeraceae.
AUGAUUAUUAUCGAUAAUACAGAUUAUGAGGAUCAUAAGGAGAGUUUCCGUGAAGAUGAUUAUGAGGCACCACAAACUUUACUCCAACUCAUGAUUAGAAAUGUACAAAAUGAAGUGAUUACUGAAAUUUGGGAAGUUAAACCUGAGUUAUCACAAACAAAAUCUCAUUUUGUUAUUUUAAUGGCAGAUGGAAGUCAUUCUUGUACUUGUAAUCUCUUGAUAUCAUUUGGCAUUCCUUGCAGACACUUUUACAAAGUUCUUAGAAAAAGUUUACAAGCUAAAUUUCAUAUUUCAUUAAUAAAUCGACGCUGGUAUCAAGAUUUAAAACUUAUUCGUGGUGGUUAUGUUUAUACAGAAAAACUUAAGAAUAUUGUUUCAGUUAAAGCAAAAUAUGGAAGAUCUUUAGGAAUUGCAAGGAAAGCUUUAGAUUUAACUCAAAAAUUAAAUUGUUACAAUGAAUUAAAUGGAUUACUUCAAAUGUUUAUAGACGAAAAACAGCAAGAAUUACUUCAAAAGGACCAAACUAUCGAUAAAGAGAAUAGUAAUGAUCAUCAAAGAAAUGAUGAAUCUGAUAUUAUUUGUUCUAAUCCAGUAACUUCAAGAAGGCGUGGACGUCCUCCAAAUCGAUAUCUGAGUGAAGGUGAAACUGCAAAUAAAAAUAAGAAGCAAAAAAUGACUACUGAUUUGGAGUUAGAACGUAUUCCAGAAAAUAGUAAUAAUGGAAAUAACAAGAAACAAAGGAAAUGUAAAGGGUGUCAGGGUGUAAGUCAUGAUUUACGUAAUUGUAAAAAUUCUUAG